AUGCCCCGGCGGAGCGCCUGCCUGCCCCCGCUCCUGUGCACUUUAGCCGCCUGCAGCCUCCCGCUGCUGCUGCUGGCCGCCGAGCUCAAGUCCAAAAACUGCUCCGAAGUCAGGCGGCUCUACGUCGCCAAGGGCUUCAGCCAGGGCGAUGCGCCCAGCCACGAGAUCAACGGUGACCAUUUGAAAGUAUGUCCACAAGGUUACACGUGUUGUUCUCAAGAAAUGGAAGAGAAGUACAGUCAGCAGAGUAAACACGACUUCAGAAAUGCUGUAGUGGAAUUUAGCAAUCACUUACAGACAACGUUUAGUUCCCGUUACAAAAAGUUUGAUGAAUUCUUCAAAGAACUGCUUGAAAAUGCCGAGAAAUCCUUGAAUGACAUGUUUUUGCGGACGUAUGGUCGUUUAUACAUGCAGAACUCUGAACUUUUUAAGGAUCUCUUCAUAGAGCUGAAGCGCUACUAUGUGGGGGGAAAUGUAAACCUGGAAGAGAUGCUCAAUGACUUCUGGGCGCGUCUCCUGGAACGUAUGUUUAGAUUAGUGAACCCACAGUACCAUUUCACCGACGAAUACCUCGAAUGCGUGAGCAAGUACACAGAGCAGUUGAAGCCAUUUGGAGACGUACCGCGGAAACUAAAACUACAAGUGACACGAGCAUUUGUGGCUGCCCGCACUUUUGCACAAGGCCUGGCAGUGGCAAGAGAUGUCGUUACCAAAGUGUCUGCGGUAAACCCAACACCUCAGGGUGAGCGAGCGCUGCUGAAGAUGAUGUACUGUCCAUAUUGUCGAGGCCUAGUUACUGUGAGGCCGUGUUACAACUACUGCUUUAAUGUCAUGAGAGGCUGUUUAGCCAAUCAAGGGGAUCUGGACACCGAGUGGAAUAACUUUAUAGAUUCUAUGUUGAUGGUGGCUGAGAGGCUAGAGGGUCCUUUUAAUAUUGAGUCAGUCAUGGACCCAAUCGAUGUGAAAAUUUCGGAUGCAAUCAUGAACAUGCAGGAGAACAGCGUGCAAGUGUCUCAAAAGGUUUUCCAAGGAUGUGGACAGCCUAAAACGCUGACGCAGGGCCGGGCCUCUCGCUCAGUCUCUGAAAGUGGCUUCAGUGCUCGCUUUAGACCCUACAACCCGGAGGAGCGGCCAACUACAGCUGCUGGCACGAGUUUGGAUAGACUGGUUACUGAUGUGAAGGAAAAACUGAAGCAAGCCAAAAAGUUUUGGUCCUCUCUCCCUGGCAACAUCUGUAAUGAUGAGAAGAUGGCUGCCGGGCGUGUCAUUGAGGAUGAGUGUUGGAACGGAAGUGCCAAGAGCAGGUAUGUCUUUGCAGUGACCGGAAAUGGUUUAGCCAAUCAGGUGAAUAAUCCUGAGGUAGAAGUUGACAUUACAAAACCAGAUAUGGUGAUUCGUCAGCAAAUCAUGGCCCUUCGGGUGAUGACCAAUAAAAUGAAGAAUGCUUACAAUGGAAAUGAUGUUGACUUCCUUGAUAUAAGUGAUGAAAGCAGCGGGGAAGGAAGUGGAAGUGGCUGUGAAUUUCAGCAAUGUCCUUCUGAGUUUGAGUUCAAUGUAACCGAAGUUACUGGGAAAACUAACAAGAUUGAUAAAAACACAAACACUUCUGCUGCUGCCAGUAUUGGUCUAUCCCAAGCAACUUUGUUCUUUAGCAUCUUAUUCUUGGCCAUGCAAAGACAAUGGAGAUAA
This is a messenger RNA of Emys orbicularis (European pond turtle), 1689 nucleotides long. It is a transcript of the gene GPC4, whose product is annotated as glypican 4. The record is from RefSeq and is a predicted model, not a curated record. Gene Ontology annotation, cellular component: plasma membrane; synapse; cell surface. Bases 1 to 1689 code for a protein of 562 amino acids. Gene Ontology annotation, biological process: synaptic membrane adhesion; regulation of neurotransmitter receptor localization to postsynaptic specialization membrane; regulation of presynapse assembly. The transcript has 9 exons. NCBI's taxonomy places the organism in Eukaryota, Metazoa, Chordata, Testudines, Emydidae.